CGGCUCCGGCGGUGCCUAGGCUCGGGCGGCGCGGUGACGCUCAGAGCCGCGCGGGGCCGGCGCGGGCGGCGGCGGGAUGAACAGCAUCAAGAACGUGCCGGCGCGGGUGCUGAGCCGCAGGCCGGGCCACAGCCUGGAGGCCGAGCGCGAGCAGUUCGACAAGACCCAGGCCAUCAGCAUCAGCAAGGCCAUCAACAGCCAGGAGGUCCCUGUGAAGGAGAAGCAUGCCCGCCGCAUCAUCCUGGGCACGCACCAUGAGAGGGGGGCCUUCACCUUCUGGUCGUAUGCCAUCGGCCUGCCACUGCCCAGCAGCUCCAUCCUCAGCUGGAAGUUCUGCCACGUCCUGCACAAGGUCCUCCGAGACGGGCACCCCAAUGUGCUGCAUGACUGCCAGCGGUAUCGGAGCAACAUCCGGGAGAUUGGUGACCUGUGGGGACACCUGCAUGACCGGUACGGCCAGCUGGUGAACGUCUACACCAAGCUGCUGUUGAUCAAAAUCUCCUUCCACCUCAAGCACCCGCAGUUUCCUGCUGGCCUGGAGGUGACCGAUGACACGCUGGAGAAGGCAGCCGGGACUGACGUGAACAACAUCUUCCAGCUCUCUGUGGAGAUGUUUGACUACAUGGACUGUGAGCUGAAGCUCUCGGAAUCAGUGUUCCGGCAGCUCAACACGGCCAUCGCCGUGUCCCAGAUGUCGUCCGGCCAGUGCCGCCUGGCCCCGCUCAUCCAGGUCAUCCAGGACUGCAGCCACCUCUACCACUACACUGUCAAGCUCCUGUUCAAGCUGCACGCGUGUCUCCCGGCAGACACCCUGCAAGGCCACCGGGACCGUUUCCACGAGCAGUUCCACAGUCUCCGGAACUUCUUCCGCCGAGCCUCGGACAUGCUCUACUUCAAGCGGCUCAUCCAGAUUCCCCGGCUGCCCGAGGGCCCCCCCAACUUCCUGCGGGCCUCAGCCCUGGCUGAGCACAUCAAGCCAGUGGUGGUGAUCCCCGAAGAGGCCCCGGAGGAUGAAGAGCCAGAAAACCUCAUUGAGAUCAGCAGUGGGCCCCCGGCCGGGGAGCCCCCGGUGGCCGCUGACCUCUUCGAUCAGACCUUCGGACCCCCCAACGGCUCCGUGAGGGACGACAGGGAGGUGCAGAUGGAGAAGCUGAAGAAGGAGGUGGAGGCGCUCCGCACUGAGCUGGAGAAGAUGAAGCUGGAGGCCCAGCGCUACAUCUCGCAGCUGAAGGGCCAGGUGAACGCCCUGGAGGCCGAGCUGGAGGAGCAGCGGAAACAGAAGCAGAAGGCCCUGGUGGACAACGAGCAGCUCCGCCACGAGCUGGCCCAGCUGAGGGCCGCGCAGCUGGACGGCGCCAGGAACCAGGGCCUGCGCGAGGAGGCCGAGCGGAAGGCCAGCGCCACGGAGGCACGCUACAGCAAGCUGAAGGAGAAGCACAGCGAGCUCAUCAACACGCAUGCGGAGCUGCUGAGGAAGAACGCCGACACCGCCAAGCAGCUGACGGUGACACAGCAGAGCCAGGAGGAGGUGGCGCGGGUGAAGGAGCAGCUGGCCUUCCAGAUGGAGCAGGUGAAGCGCGAGUCCGAGAUGAAGCUGGAGGAGCAGAGCGACCAGCUGGAGAAGCUCAAGCGGGAGCUGGAGGCCAAGGCUGGAGAGCUGGCGCAUGCACAGGAAGCCCUGAGCCGCACGGAGCAGAGCGGGUCCCAGCUGAGCUCGCAGCUGGAUGCGCUGAACGCCCAGAAGGAUGCGUUGAGCGGGGCCGUGCGGCAGCGCGAGGCCGAGCUGCUGGCGGUGCAGGGCCUGGUGCGUGAGCGGGAGGAGGCGCUGAGCCGGGAGCAGCAGCACCGUGAGCAGGAGAGGAGCGAGCUGCAGGGGCAGCUGGCAGAGAAGGAGUUGCAGGAGGAGGCGCUGCGGCAGCGGCUUGUGGAGCAGCAGUUCGCGGUGCUGCGGGGCGCCGCUGCAGAGGCCGAGGCCAUCCUGCAGGACGCUGUGAGCAAGCUGGACGACCCCCUGCACCUCCGCUGCACCAGCUCCCCGGACUACCUGGUGAGCAGGGCCCAGGCGGCCCUGGAUGCUGUUGGUGCUUUGGAGAAGGGCCAGGCCCAGUACCUGACCUCCACCACAGAUGCCUCUGCCCUGGUGGCAGCCGUGACUCGCUUCUCCCAUCUGGCUGCGGACACCAUCGUCCAUGGCGGCGCCACCUCUCACCUGGCCCCCACCGACCCUGCUGACCGCCUGGUGGACACGUGCAGGGAGUGCGGGGCCCGGGCCCUGGCGCUCCUCAGGCAGCUGCAGGACCGGGCAGCUCUGGCGGGGGCGCAGCCCGGCCUGCUGCGGGGUCCCCUGCAGGGCAUCCUUCAGUUGGGUCAGGACCUAAAGCCCAAGAGCCUGGACGUGCGGCAAGAAGAGCUGGGCGCCAUGGUGGACAAGGAGAUGGCGGCCACCUCCGCAGCCAUCGAAGACGCUGUGCGGAGGAUCGAGGACAUGAUGGACCAGGCCCGCCACGAGAGCUCAGGAGUGAAGCUGGAGGUGAACGAGAGGAUCCUCAACUCCUGCACAGACCUGAUGAAGGCAAUUCGGCUCCUGGUCAUGACAUCCACCAGCCUGCAGAAAGAGAUCGUGGAGAGCGGCAGGGGGGCGGCCACGCAGCAGGAAUUUUACGCCAAGAACUCCCGGUGGACUGAAGGCCUCAUCUCCGCCUCCAAGGCCGUGGGCUGGGGAGCCACACAGCUGGUGGAGUCGGCUGACAAGGUGGUGCUGCACACGGGCAAGUACGAGGAGCUCAUCGUCUGCUCCCACGAGAUCGCAGCCAGCACAGCCCAGCUGGUGGCAGCCUCCAAGGUAAAAGCGGACAAGCACAGCGCCCACCUGAGCCGCCUGCAGGAGUGCUCCCGCACAGUCAACGAAAGGGCCGCCGGCGUGGUGGCCUCUACCAGAUCAGGCCAGGAGCAGAUCGAGGACAGAGACACUAUGGACUUCUCCGGCCUGUCCCUCAUCAAGCUGAAGAAGCAGGAGAUGGAGACCCAGGUGCGAGUGCUGGAGCUGGAGAAGACGCUGGAAGCGGAGCGCAUGCGCCUUGGGGAGCUGCGGAAGCAGCACUAUGUGCUGGCCGGAGGCGUGGAGGCAGCUGGCGAGGAGGUGCCCAGCCGGCCCAGUGCUGCCCCCCGGAAGAAGCCACCUCUGGCCCAGAAGCCCAGCAUGGCCCCCAGACAGGACCACCAGCUCGACAAAAAGGAUGGUGUGUGCCCAGUUCAGCUGGUGAACUAGGCUUGGCAUCCAGCAGGGCGGCUGGUGGCGGAGUCUGGUGCUCCUGGCCUCGGUGAGCCCUCCAAGGGCCCUGGCUCUGCCCGUGCACGGCCUCACGCCUGAAGCAGCGUGCGCAUGUGCGCAGGAGCUCGUCUGGAUGUGACUGCGUUUGUGUGCAAUAGGAACUGCGGAGAGCAGCUGGCGCUGGCCCGCAGGCCUGGGCUGCGCCCUCGAGUGAGCUCAAGAAUGUUCCUUAGUGUUGGCGAGUUCACAGUCGGCGCGCUGGAAAGCCUCGGGUCUCCUGGACGGAAGUCAGAGCGGUGCACAGCAGCUCCCUGCUGACACUGCACGGCCGCCGCAGCCCUGAGCGCGGCUUCCAUAGGCACCUUUGGCCUUAGGGGAGGGGGGGGAGGGGAAGGGGGUAGGGCUGUCACCCCUUGUGGGCCUGGUGCUAGGCAGCCCAGGGGCGUGGCCCUGGCUCAGGCACAGCUUUGUGCCGUAUUUCCAGCCACCACUCUGGCCUCCCACGCUCCUGGCCUGGCUGCCACCCCUCAGCUGGACUCCAGCCCCUCUGCGGUAGCCCGGCCCCGCAGCUUGCCGGAAGAAGCCAGGAGCUGGGGUGUGCGGGGG
Molecule: messenger RNA, 3877 nt
Organism: Dipodomys spectabilis (banner-tailed kangaroo rat)
Lineage: Eukaryota; Metazoa; Chordata; Mammalia; Rodentia; Heteromyidae
Gene: Hip1r
Product: huntingtin interacting protein 1 related
Exons: 32
Coding region: 77-3268 (1063 amino acids)
Biological process (GO): actin filament organization; clathrin coat assembly; endocytosis
Cellular component (GO): actin cortical patch; clathrin-coated vesicle
Molecular function (GO): actin filament binding; phosphatidylinositol-3,5-bisphosphate binding; clathrin-cargo adaptor activity
Source: RefSeq, a predicted model, not a curated record